Molecule: messenger RNA, 1293 nt
Organism: Durusdinium trenchii
Lineage: Eukaryota; Dinophyceae; Suessiales; Symbiodiniaceae
Source: the annotation of a GenBank genome assembly
AUGACAAAGACAUGUUCAUGCCAGGUGAACAACUUGAAUGAGAAGAUCAAAGUCCCAGAACUGAAGAACUGCCUUCUGGAGCUCUUCUCGAGCUAUGGAGAGGUCAUUGACAUUGUUGCAGCUGGAAGCCUGACAAAGAAGGGUCAGGCCUUUGUCGUCUUUAGGGAUAUCUCGUGCGCGACCAAUGCGCUGCGAGCGCUGAAUGGCUUUGUUUUCUUAGAUAAGCCCAUGAAGAUCAACUACUGCAGGACCAAGUCAGACAUCGUAGCCCAUGAGGAUGGGACUUGGAAGCCUCGCGCGAAGCUUGAGGCGCAGAAGGAAGAAGCUAAGAGGCCAAAGACCACACCAGCUCUUGUGCCGCCCAAGACUGUGGCGCCUAAGAUGGCGGCACAUCCUGCUGGGGGUGAUGCGGCAGACGGUCAAUCCUCCAACGUGCUGUUCGUGGAGAACUUGCCGGCAGAGGUCAACGAGGUCAUGUUGACAAUGCUCUUCAGACAGUAUCCUGGCUUCCAGGAGGCGCGACUGAUCAAGGGUCGCAAUGUGGCCUUCAUCGAGUACGCCGACGAGCUGCAGGCGCGCCGUGGAGGUCACACGAAAGUUCGAAAUGCUGAGAAGCUGAAGACCAAGUACAACUUGGGACCAAUGAACUAUGUCCCCGUGGUGCGAUCUGUUGAAGGGAGUGGCCCUUAUGCGAGUCCAGAUCGCGAGGUGUGCGCAAUGCGCUGGGGAUUAGUACCCUCUUUUGCCAAGCAGGAAGAGGACUUCAAUGCCUUCAAAGGUGGCAGUUCGACGUUCAAUGCUCGGAUUGAAGGCGCCGAGACCCGAAACCUCUGGCGGCGCCUGCUCGACACGCGACGCUGCAUUGUUCUUUUCGAUGGCUUCUACGAAUGGAAGGCACAUGCAGACGGAAAGACGAAGAUACCGAUGUUCAUCCGAAACAAGGAUGAGUAUGAUGGUCACGUCAUUCCAUGGGUGUCCGAUGAGGCCAAUGAAGAUGAGAAAGAGAAGCCUGAUGGACAUGCACCACUCUUGCUCGCUGGUCUUUACGAUACCUGGCAGGACGAUGCUAAAGAGCCCAAAGAUCUGCUGGAAUCAGCUUGGCACCCAGUCAAACUCCUGAAACAGGUGCACGAUCGGAUGCCCGUCUUCCUCACACCAAGGCUUGGAUGUCAUGCCCAAAUGGACACAUCGUUUCGCGUUGAGUGCGGGGUUGGUGGCACGGCUUGGCCGGUGUGUGUGGUGUGUUUUUGGCAGAGGUUGAGGGAAGUUUGUAUUGAAUGUGGUGAAAAAUAA